AUGGCACUGCCCUCGAGCGAGGGCACUUCCUGUCCCGAGUCUCAAGUUUCCUCUUUGUCUGAACCCCAGGUCGGCCACGAACAACAUGAUGGUUCUCGCCUUCCCGAGGAUCCCCAGGCUGCCUCGGGCGGGCCAGCAGCCGACGGCGGACGGUUGGCUGUCAGUCCCCCGCUGUCGAAUUCAUCGUCCUUCGAGUCGUCAGGUUCCGUGCUUUCAGGCGCCUUUCUGAGUCGGUCCCUUUCUUCCGAUCUGUAUGAUGCGGCCUUCGCCGUGGAAGAGGAGGACGACGACCUCCUGCGCAAAAUGCAUUCUGCGCUGCAAGACGACGAGGACUCGGCCUCGUCGGCAAACGCGGCGGCGGCCGUGUCCUCGUCCAUGGGGCUUCACAUGGAGCCGGGAUUAGGCGCGUCGUCUUCCCUGUCAGUCGGUGCUUCGUCGCUUUCUCCUGACUUCCUCACGUCGUCCUUUUCAUCCAGCAGUUCGUCUUCCCUCGCCGUCUCUGGCCUCUCGUCGUGCUCCGUCACUGCUUCCUCGCCCCUCUUUUCUUCUCAGCGCCAACCGUCUCUCGACGCAGGGAAACCCGUUCCAGCGGAGCGCAAGGAGGAGGUUGCCUCGCUCGAUUCCGGCACCCAGCCGGGCGGCUCCCCGGCUGUACAUACACCUGUCCCCGGGGGACCUACACCGCCGUCCCGUCGCCUGCUGCUGGGGUCACCGCACACAGAUGACGCUUCCGCCGGCAGUGCCCUAGGGGCUGCCGAGCCGCGCUUGGACCUUCUUGUUUUUUCGGGGACUUCGACCGGCGAUUCCCUGUUUCCUCAUUCCCCGCUUCCCCCGCCUGGACCGGCCCCAGUUCAGAAAGAGGCAGACCGAACCGAAAACAUCGUGGGCAUGGGCCUCGCAGCCCUCCACAAGGCGCUGGCGAAGAAGGCGCAAGAGGCGGCGGCAAAGGCCCGCGAAGAAGGCAGCGAGAGUGGAGCAGGCGCGGCGCUUCCGACACAGCACGAGGACUUGUGCAAGAUUACCCCGCUCUCAGUCUGCUUUCUCAAGGCUGAAGAACACGAAACCAAAGACGAGGGACCGUCCGACUCCGCGGAUGCUGCGGCAGAGAAGAACAAGGGAAAUGAGCCAGCAGAGGCGGAGAGGCCGGUCGAGAGGGAAGCACGCGAGGGGGAUGCAGAGGCAUUGACGGAGGAGACGCGCGAACGCGAAGAGAGCGAGGCACCCGACAGCAACUCAGUGGAGCCUUCGACAGACGAACGCCUCUCGGGUGCACUUCUGUCGUCUCUCGUGGCGGAUGUCAAGGAGGAAGAGAAGACCGACGCAGAGCGCAGCGCUGUUUCCGGAGCAGGCGACAAAGCGAUAGGUGGAGUUAAAACAGAUGCCCGCGAUGACGGCGAUCUCCUCCCUCCGUCGAAAGAGAACGCGUCUUCGUGCGUACCCUCUCUCUGUCUUUCUCGAGCAGUUGAGACGGAAGGAGACAGCGAGCGAGAAGCCGCGGGGUCUCCGGACGGAGGUGCUCCGCUGUCUUCGCGUUUUCCCUGUUCGUCUUCUCCAGCGCCGCCGGGUUCAUCGCCCUUGGAGAAGGAAGUUUCUCCUUCCGGAGACUGUUUGCUUGUCGCGGAUCCCCAGCUCUUUCGCCUCCUCCGCGCCCUGGAGCAGACGGGGGCGCAGGUCGAGGAGGAACUGAGGGCGGAGGAGCGGCGUUUCGCCGAGACCGCCUCGCUGCUGCUUCGCGACCUGGAUCUGGAAACGCAGGCAGCCGUGAGUCUCUCUUCGCGCUCGCCUCGUCGCUCUCUUUCGAGAGCGAGAAGAGACAGGGGUCCAGAGGCGGCGAGUGGCGAGGAAGACUCGGAGGGCGUCGGCGCGGAAAAGACGAGGGAGGCAGAAGACGCAGAAGAGGAAGAGAUGGACGACUGGGAGAACAGCGAGACGGGCCGACCGUCCGGAGACAAAGCCGGGGAUGGGUCGUUCGCCGUGGACCAGACCGCGAAAAACGGUCCUCUCGCGUCUUUCCGUGGGACCAGUAUGUCGUCCGUCCUGCCUCUGCGGGUCCUUCGGCAGGGGCGCCGCCAGUCCAGGCGUCUUCGCGCUCGUGCGGCCAGCUCCGUCCUGCGCAGAAGGCUCGAGCAGAAGAUCCGCCGCGUGCGCGAAACGCUUCUCGCGGCCGUUGGGGCAGCAGAGGAGGAUAUCGGUAUGUUGGAGAAGGAGUUCCAGAACGUGGCGGAAUGCGAAAUUUCGCCGUUCGCCCGCCUGACGCUCUCGAGUCGCACCCUGCACGCUCCCUUUCCCCCGACUGCGUCUCCGAAGGAGUUCGGCCUCGCCCCCUACUUUCUCCCGCCGGCUUCCGCGGGCCUUCCGCCUGCUGUGGACGCCCUGUCAGAGGACUCGCGGGCUCUGUUCGCGCUGCCGGGGGUCUGCGGACCUGACCGCGGCGACGGCGCCUGGUUGCCGCCUUCGGCGUGGUCGGCGUCGUUCGGCGACGCGCCGCUGACGCUGGCUGUUUCCGAAAGCGUGGCGUCUUCUCUGCCGUCGUCGCCCCUCGCGUCGGGCGGAGCUGUGGGCCAGGACGAAGACCAGGGAGACUCCUCAGGAGACGCGUGCUCGGCGCAGAUCCCCCCGGCGCGGCCGAGCCGCCCGCGCGCGGCCUCGCAUCUGACGCUGUUGCUCCCCUCGGUCACCUCGGAUUCCAGUGCGACGUGUCCGAUCGAAUUCGAUUUCGAGGCGUGUCCCAGUACGCCUGAGCGAGGCGCGUCGGGCGGCUUUCUCGGCAGACCUGCGGACUCAGGAGGGCCUCCACGCGGAGCUGAGCAGAGCGACUUGCUGGGAGACGGCGAGGAGACCGAGACGGGCGUUCCCGAGACGCCCCAGGAGGGCGCUGAGCGCACACACGCACUCACGGGCGACGGCGCCGAGGUGGGCGUCGCGGGGCAUGUCGUGAGAGGCCCCGCCGAGGACGGCACGGACACCAACGAAGACGGAGAGCCGGAAGGAGACGUCGACAGCCGCAUGAGUCUAGGGGACGAAUCGGGGACAUUCUCUCUGUCUUCGGCGUUCUCGGUGGGUGCCGGGGGGGAAGGCCUUCUUUUGGACUCGGGAAAGGACGGAAAGCGAGCGAGAACGCAGACGCUCGGCGGCCUUCCGGCUACAGGGCGACAGGGCGACGCCGCGAGCGCGGUUGACUCGUCUCCGUCUCUCGCCCCAGGCGAGACGGACUCCGAGGAGGCCCUCUCUGUUCUGCCGAGCUCCGCGGCGGAUGAGGCCCAAGGCGACGGCGACCUCCGGGGCGCCUCAGCGCAUGCUCUGUCCUCGGCUAUGGGUGGCCAGCCGAUCCCCGGGGCUGCCGAGCGCUUCUCGACUGUCUCUUCGGCCUGGGGAUCCAGCGGAAACGCGUUCUUCCUCGAGGCCUCAGCCGGCGAGGGUGCCGGUGACGCGCAGCUAGCGAACGAGAAGGGCGAAAUUUUCCCGGGCGCAUGCAGCGGCCGUGGAGCCUUGCCCAAGGGGAAGAGCCUUGCGGGGCCGGGACAGCGGACGGCGGGGGGCGGGAAGAAGCGCGGCGGCCGGGCGGCGACGGGGCGCGGCGGAAGCGACUGGGUGGAGGCGGAACGCGCAGCGAAGCAGCAGCGCCUUCCUCUUGAGCUGUUCUCGAUGGCGACCAGGCACGUGCACGAGGAGGCGUGCCUUCGCGCGGCAGCGUCGUUUUGGGAGCGGACGAAACGUAGAGCCGAUUGUUUUCUGACUUCGACCGAGCGCGCGCUUCCAGGGAGGCCUUGCGGAGCCGGGACACACGAGGGGACGGUGGCGCUGUCUGCCGGCGCGUCGGGCUUCUCGCCGCCGGCGCCGCCCGCUCUACCGGCUCUCUUCCUGGCCGCGCAACACCUGCAGCCGGCCGUGGGGCCCGACGGGCUCCGGCGAGGCCCUUGGCUGUCUCACGGCGAGGACAUCUCCACGGGGAUUCGCGCGACGAAUCGGCGUCGGGCGCUCGUCUCGCUGCUCCAGUUUCUCCGCGAAAUCUCGCAGGUCGCCGUCGUCCAAGUCCGUGAGCCUCUCAGCCGCCAAGACGCAAGUGCCCUGGCCUCGGCCGUCGCCGCGGCGACCGCGGUCGCGUGUGCGGGAGCCUCGUCCCCGAGAACCGCCGGUGGAGGCGAGGGCGGCGCGGGAGGCUCGUGCGAAGACGAAGGGCUCGACUCCCGGGAGCUCGGCGAGGAAGGCGCGGCAGAGAGCGUCGGCGAAGAAGACCGGAAGGGCGGGCGGUCCCUGAGUUCGCACACGGACGGUUUCCCAGGAUCCAAAACGCCGCGGACUGGCCCGCCGUUCUCGAGCUCGAGCGAGCGAAGGGAGUUCUCUUCGCAGGCGUUUGCGGCGUCUUGUCUCUCGCCCUUCGCCGCCCUGCCGCAGAGCCCAGCGAUCUGGUUCGAUCCCCCCGUCCCCGCGACGGUCUGGGGCGGGGAGACAGCGAGCGGCGUGUCGGCUGGCUGGUUGGGCUCCAACUCGGCGGCCUCCUCGCUGUCGGCCGUGGAGAGAGAAUGCCGGGGACUUGGAAAGGGAGGAGACCCGAGGGGGCCCGCUGCGCAAAAGUCCGGGCCCGCAGGGCCUUCUGGCGGCGCGGCUCUCGCUCCGGGCACGGACGAGGACGAGGGAGGCAAGACCGAAGAAGAGAAGCGCUGGGCGUCGCUUCCCGGAUUCGGAGGCGGGAGCGUCGAGCGCGUCGUCCUUUGCGUGAGACGGGACUGCUUGCCUGUGGGCUGGCUUCGCGAGAUGCCGUUCGAGUGCAGGCUGAAACUCGACGUCGAAACGCGCGACGACGAGAGGGCCGAAGCGACGGAGUGUGCAGGGGCGAACGAGGAAGCGACAGGCGCGCUGAACCGCGGAGGCAGUCGAGACGCUGGGCAAGGUUCCUCGGGUUCGAAGCGUUCCUCGCCCGAGGCGGCUUCGCAGCCGUCGGAGGCCGCGCCUGGUGUCCGGGCGAGUGAAGGAAAGGAAGACGUCCUCCGCGACAGCCAGGGGGCUCCGUCUGCGUCUGAAAACCCGCCUGCCGACUCUCUGCAGGGCCCGGUUGUCUCCUCGGCGGCGCUGGUGCGGAACAAGCCUCCGUUUCUCGCGCCGCGCGUCUCGGCUCCGCCCUCGCCGCCUCGGUGUCGCAUCCCCAAGUGCACGUGUUGCGUGGAAGUCGCUGACUCGAGUUCCGCCUUUCGGGCCUGUUCGGCUGCGGCGUGUGCGUCGCCCUCUGUCGGCGCGUCCAGCUUCGACGACGAGACGAAGAAGCGGAAGCGAGCGAGCGAGGGCGGGGCGGUCGCGGACGAGGCGUCGACGGAGACGCGAGAGGACGAGAAGCGGCGGAGGACGGAGAGCGGAGAGGACUACUUCGUCAUGGAAGACGCGCUGAAGCUGCUCAGCCGAGCGCGGCAAGACCAGCAGGAGGCACUGCUUCGCUUUCAAAGACAGGCCUUGGAGCUGUGCGACAAGUGCUGGCAUGCAGAGAAGAGCGACGAGGAAGCGUCGCCGAGUGAUCGCGGGGCCUCGUCUCCGAGCGGGAGAGACCCGUCUCGCUGCGCUCCGAGUGAGAAAUCUCAAGACGGGCCAUCCUCGAGGAGGCCUGCGGCCUCCCGGGCUGCGGGAGCGUCUCUGCGGCAGUGGCGGGCGUCUCUGCGAGCGCUGGGGCUCUCUGUCCCCGACGUGGUCCAGGCGAUUUCGAUUGCGGAGCGAGAGCGGCGAUGGGCCAGCACGCCCGCUCGCCGUUUGCAUCUCUCCGUGGAAAGCCUCGUGCGGGACCGGAGCAAGGAAGAGUACGUCGAGCUGGCCUUCUUCCUCCCCCACAAACCGAGCACCGUCGAGCCGUGGCAGGUCGCCUUGGAGCUGUCGGAAGAAGAGGCGGCGGCGCGGUCUGUCGAGGCCGAAGCCGAGCCCGCGCGCCCCGCGCCGUCGCCGAGCGACAAAGAAGAGAGCGGCGAGAAAGGCGAGUUCGCCGCUGCGCCUGCGACGCCGAACGGGCCUCUCUCGUCGAAGGAAGCCGAGAGAGAGGCGGUCGAAGGAAAAGGGCGGGGAGGCGCGCACGGCGUCGCCGGCUCAGAUGCAAAGGAGAAAAAGGGUGACGAAGAGAAACGCGGCCUGACCGGCAUGCACGCGCGCGCCGAGGGCCCGGACGGAGCGGGGAAGGGCGGGCGCGGCCGCACUGGAAGAGGCGGCCGAGGCGGGAAAGGGGCGAGCAAGUGCACGGGGAAGAGGAGAGAGAGGGACGACAAAUCCGAAGAGAGGGAAGACAAAAGCACAGUGGGAAGUCCGGCGUGCUCAGAUAAGUCGCCGUCUGCCUCGUGCGAAGCGCCCGAAGGGGCUGACGCGCACAGAGGCUCUCUGUCGCUCUUGGCAGCCGUCGAGACGUGCGAAGGCGGCGAAGAGAAGAACUCCCGGCAAGACUUCGGCGAGGCGUGGGCGGGGGUCGGCGGCGAGCGGAGACGGGCGAUCGAGCCCGAAGGCGUGAGUCGAGUUUGGCGCGUCGUGGCCCAGCGCAAGGUCAAAAUGCAGAAUCUCCUCCGGCAACAGAAGCGCCUGUGCCGCGCGCUCUUCAAACCUUGGCGCAAAGAGCGUCUAGCCUUGGAGCGCGCGAGGAUCCGCGAGGGCGACGUCUUCAGCUGGGGCAUCCUCCCGGUCCGGGCCGUGGACCAUCCCGACCAGCUGGUUUCCCUGCCUGCGGGGUUCCGGACCGGGAACCGGAACGCGCCUUACCAGCGGGGCUGCGAGCAGGCCGAGAGCGGGGCGUGUGAGGGCGAGGACAAGAAAGCCUCGGCCGAGGGCGGCUCGGGGCGGCGGAGCACGCGUGGCGGCAAUCCUCAGGACGCGUCUUUCCUCCCCUCUUCGGCGUCGGUCCCCUCGACUUCGGCAGGCGGCACCGACAGGCAGCGCGCGAAGGAAGAGGCGGCGAAUCGCGAGUCCAAACGCGAGUGGAUGCAGGCGAACUACGCGAACUUGACGGGGCCGGGCGUCUUCUGGAGAGACUCCUGUCUCUUCUCGCUCGGCCAGGGUCUCCGCCAACGGCUCGAACGCCGGGCCGAGCAGUGCGCCGGCGUCUUCCCCGUGGACCUCCUCGAAAAAGACCUCGACUAUGCCAUCCUCGACCUCGACCGCGCCGUCUCCUACCACGACCGAUGUACCCUGCUGAAGGACGUGGCUCUCGUCGAACUGGAAAAGAAGACUUCCACGGUCUGGGCCGAGUCGGAGGCGCGGACGUUCGUCGAGAAGUUCCUCAUGUACCCGAAAAACUUUGAGAAAAUCGCCUCUUACCUCGACGGAAAAAGCACGAAGGACUGCGUGGACUUCUACUAUCGCUUCAAGUACCAGUUCGGGUUGAAGCGGCGGCUGCAAGAACUGGAAGACACCGCGCGCAGCAAGAAGAAAAAUCGCCUGCUCGGCUCCAAGCAGCUUCGUCGCGAGGAACUCGUCGCGGAGCUUUUUGCGCCUUCUGUGCAGGCCAUGGCGCGCCUCGAGGCGGAGUGUUGUACCGAGCCAAUGCGCCUCUUCAACGCGCAGAAUUCGCUACCAUUCGACGUCUUCAGCGGCUACCUGCUUCACCAGCGGUCGGUGUGGAACGUUCUCAAGGAUCCUGUCGGGACGCGCCCGGCGGACGAAGCGCACGACUCGGACCUCGAGGUGGACGCGCGCGGCCAGCCUGCUCAGGAACUCUUUUUGGAGAAUCUGCGGGAAGGCUACUUCUUCCCCUCGACCUACUCGGGCUUCGUGCCCCCGGGGCGCGUCGCGAAUGUCCCUGCCUGGUUCUCGCCGACUCCCCAGCCCCGGUGCAAAGGCGCAAGCGGCUUCCCGCCGCGAUCCGCGAAGGCGGCGACGCCGCCUGCCGCGCCCCACGUGCCUCUCGCGUGCGUGCCGGGCUGUUUCUUCAUCGAGCGGCCUGCGAAGGACGGCGCUCCGGGCGCAGCCGAGAAAGAGGCUGCGUCGCGGGUCUUUUCGAAUGCGCAGUCGCCGUUUGCGCCUUCCCUCGCGUUCUCCUAUCGCCAGCUGAAUACGCUCUUGACGUGUCUCCAGGCGGCUGCGCAGCGCGGGCGCGGCGGCGACGACGAGGGCCCUUCGUACAUGACGCGCUCGCGGUCUGGGCGAAACAAUUCGAAGCCGGCCUCGUGCGGGGCGAAACCACCCGUCUCGGGAGCGAGCGCCGCGCAGGCCUCGGGCCACGCGAGCGCCGACCGCGCAGGCUGGCAGAGCCCAAGGGCGCGAGCGCUCGACGCGCUGCUCCUGAGACUCCGGGGCGUCCUCCGCGGCAAGCAAACUGGCCUCUGGAGCGUCCACCGAAAGAGACAGGUGUGGGGACCGCAGACCGAGAAGCCCGCGGCUUCCUCGCCCUCGCUCCAGGCGGCCGACAAGGCCCUCGCGGGGCGAAGGGGGCGGGGCGCAGCCGCACCGGGUCCGGGGUCCGUCGCCAGAGACGACAGGGCGCUUGCGACUCUGAACGGCGAGGCGGUGGACGGAGACGUCCCCGCCGGCGAGGCGACGCGGGGCGGGUUCAGCAGAGACGCCGCGAGUGGACCACGCAUCGGGGCGGCGAUGAUUCAGGGGCGCUCCGGGGGCGUGCCUCUCCAGCGGAUGGGCACCGUGGAGAGGCAAGACGCCCUCGUUCUUGUGGGAGGCGACGGAGGCGUCGGGCGCGGCGGCAUCAAGCGCCUGUUGACGGAAGAGAGCAGCGUGUUGAGUUCCGAGGACGGCGAAGGCCGAGAGAGAGACGAGCGCGAACGAAAGCGACACCAGGCGGCGUCCGUCGGUCAGGCUCUUCUCGGCGAGGCCGCGGAAGGGAAGAAAGAGGGCGAGGCGCCGGCCACGCAGAUGGCAAGCAGGCAGGGUGUCUGGGAGGGCGACGGCGAAGACUCCCGAAAGAAAGACGUUGCUGCACUCCCCACGCAAAAGAAACCGGACCUGGCGGCAGCCGGCAGAGCGACGGGCCCCAGCAACCCCGCCCUCCUCCCGCCCCUCACCGCGAAGCAGAAGGAGGCGCUGCUCGCGUUUCUGGAGCCGCGUGCCGGGUCGUCGCUCCCGGCAAAUGUCGCCGCUGCGCUCGCCGCCUCGCCGCUUCUUCCCCUGCUCGCCGGGGGCGAGGGGCAUCGUCCGCCCUUCCCGCUCUUGCCUUCGUCGGCUGCAGGUCUACCGCUGCCUGCGUCGUCUUCGCAGCUCCUCUCUUCCUUGCUCGCGUCCUCGAGUCUCUCGCCCCUGUUCUCUCUCGCGGCGUCUCUCGGCCCAAACAGCGCGGCAGACGCGGGGAAGAGCUCUGCGCAGCCGGGCGCGGCGCCCCAGCGGACUCCGACGGUGGUGCGCCCCCAGAGUCUGUUAGAAACGUUGUCGGCGUCUCUGUCCAAGGCCGCAGCCCCAAGUGCGUCGUCCUUCUCGACACCGGCCUCUUCACCUCCGCGGGCGUCUCCGAAGCGGAGCCCGGGGCUCUCGUCUGCUCUCGCGCCUCAGUCUGCCUCCAGUGCAAAUCCUUCCCUCUCCCUGCUUGCCUCGCUCUCCGCCUCGCCCUCGUCGUCCGCCUCCUCGCCCCUCUUUCCCGCCGUCUCUUCGGCCCCGUCGCCUCCCCUCCUCCCUGCGCUCUCCGCGCAGACCCCGCCCGUCUUUCCGCCUCUCUCCGCUGCGCCGAGUCCGGAGGCCUCCGCGUCGCGCGGCACGGCUCGGCCGUCGCCUGCCGCCUCGCCGUCUCUGGCGGCUCUCGCCUUCUCCAAAGCUUUGCCCUCCGCGGCUGCAGCCGACCUGAAGGAGGACACGGUCUCUGCGAAGCCGGCGGGAUCGCCCCUCUCUGGGCCUCUCGGCGCGGCGGCCAGAAGCCUCCUGGCUCCAGGGAAUGCUCACUCAGACAUGCUGCGCAGCCUCGCCGCCGUCGCAGCUUCCGGCCUCGUCCGCGAGGCGAAGGGCGAAGGCCUCGCGUCUCUCGCGAAGCGCGCUUCACAGGCCGACAAAGGCCGGAGAGAAGAAGACAGUCCCGGCGCGGGGCUUCCAGGCGCCAGGAACGGCCCGAGCAGCGGCCAGACUCCGAGCGGUUCGACGAGCUGCGCGCCCGCGGGACAGAGUGGCGGCGAGGCCGGCGGAGCUGCCGGGACUGCGUUGAGUGGAAACAUCCAGGCUUCGAACUCGUCCUUCCCCGUUCUUCCUUCCUCUGCCAUCGGACUCCUCGUCCAGGCUGCGGCUGCUGCGCGGGCGGCCGCCGCCGCGAAGGCUGCGAUGUCGGCACCCGGCGUGCGCGCGGUCCCGGGCGCGACCUCGGUGAUGGCCUCGCCCGCGCUCCUCCCCGCGUCCCUCCCGCAGCAUCUCGCUUCGAGUCGCCUGCUGCCAGGCCUCGUGUCUCAGCCCUUGUCGGCGCUGCCUGCGGGGCGCGGCGGGCGGCCCGACAGCGGCCGUGCGACGCCGAGUGCAGAGGCUUCGCCGGUCCUGGCCCCGCUUCCGGUCUCCUUGUCGGCUCUCGGCGCCGCGCUGCCUUCUGGAGUCCGCAGAGAAGGCGGAAAGGACGAAGCGGCGAAAACCGGCGACAACGCCGAGCCGGCCUCCGCCGCCUCAUCGCCCUUCCUCGCGCCUGCGGCCCUCGCGAGGAACGAGGCCUCGAGUCUUUUGGCGAGCGCGGCGACGCGCGUGGGGCCCGGCCAAGGCCUGGCGAGCCGGUCCGCCCCUGGGCCGGGCGCGUCGGCGGUCGCUUCGCUUCUCGCCAAUCUCGCCGCUUCCCCCGCGCCGUCGCCUUCCCCCGCGUCUCGGUCGCCCGACCUGGCUGCGCGAGGUCAGCCGACUGUCCCCUCCCCGGUCGUCGCGCCGGCCCCUCCGCCUCUGCCGGCUCUCUCGCCCGUCUCGGCCGGAAACCCGCCAGCCCUCCUCGCUGCAUGCGCCGCUGCCGUCGCCGCUGGAAAGCUCCCGGCCCCAGUGGCCUUGGCGGCUGCGGCAGCGGCGAAGAAGGCCGGGCAAGCGGCGAGUGCGGCGGUGCCCGGAGCAAGUGACGGGAGUCCGCUCGUGCUUCCGACGAAUCAAACUCAGGGGGCGAAUGCGGCGGGCUCGCUUGCGACUCCCUCCGCCGCUGCGCGCAGUGUCUCGCCAAGUCCUCUGCAAAGGCCAAAUGUGGGGGACCAGGCUCUCAGCGGCGCUGGUCUCCAGAGUGCGGAAGCCUGUCGGACGCGCUCUACCGAGGCGACGGCGCGCUCGCCUACCCCCGUGGCCGAACCAGCCGAAAGAGACGGAGGGCCAAGUGAACCGGUCCUCGGCGCUCCGGAUGGGAGCGGCUCUCUCCGUGCAAACUCAAGCGAAGUUCCUGAAGCGAGAAUGUCUGCGACGACUCCGCUGCUCAGUGCUCUGGCUGCAGGGCUGGCAGCAAGUGUAUGUACAGCGAGUAGCGGUGCUGCGAGUGAAGAAGCUUCCGGACUGGGGGUUUCGAGUCGCGACAUCGAAGGAGGGAGAAUCAGCCCAGAGACAGUCCGAGAAGAGACAGAGCCUGUGUCGGCUACGUCCCUGCCUUUCCCCGGUUCUGCGCCGUCCGCCGAUCCACUCGACGCGGCCGAGCAAACUCCCGAAGUGUCGACGCUGCGAGGCCCAUCAACGACAGACCUGCCGGUGGUGCCGAGGGCAGAAGGCGUGCAGGAGAGAGAAGAGACACGUGGAGACACGGGAGAAGGAGCCGCGCAAUGCGAAGGAGAGGCGAGAAGAGAAGAGAAGUCGGAAGAGAGUGGAACGCGCAUCUGCAACUUGGAGGGAGAGGCGGAAGCUGUGGCACAAAAGAAUCUGGCGGAAACGAAAAGCGCUUCUCUUUCCUCGGCGUUUUUGUCCACGCACUCGUCUUCGAUUGAUCUGGCCUUUUCAGAGGCCGGAGCGGAAAUGCUUCUACCUGGAGCCGUCUCCCCGACUUUCGCUUUCGCCGCCUCGCGUUCGGCUCCACUUCCCGAGCGCCCUCUCUCAGAAGCUGUGGAAGAAGUCCAAGCCUCUCAGAUUGCGAGGGAUGUGGGCGUCGAGGGGACAGAAGGGACAGAGUCGUCGGCGUUGUCGGAUGAGGCAAACGAGCGAAGCGCAGCUUUUUUCGUUCGUGCCGCCGAACCUACAGAAUGUUCUGACCCUCCGCAGUCUACACAGUCCCUGGAAGGAAGCGCGGAGCGCGUGUCUACGUGCCUGCCUGUCUCGUCGCUGCCUCCUGAGUUAGCUUCUGAGCUGCCGCAGAACGGAGAGGCGUGCUCUCGUCCCGCUGAGGCGACGGUUUCUUCCCUGCCGAGUGUGGCCGCGAUGUCAGGCGUUUGGGCCGAGAACAGGGAGGAGUCUUCUGUCCCUGUUUUUCCGUUUUCGUCUCGCGUCUCUUCCUCCGAGGGGAACGAGGCAGAGGAAGAGGGGCGGCGCGGAGCAGAAGAUCAGAGCGCGGAUCACGAGAGCGAGGGCGCACAAGUCGGUGAUCCGGGUGUCUUGAUGGGAGAAGCGCACGACGCAUUUCGCGAGAAGGACGAGCGGAAGGAAGACGCGGACCCUGCCGAUGAACUCUCAGGAAAGACGGUGUGUGCGCGGGACCUGCCUACGGACGGGCAACCGAGGGUAGAGGCGAGACUGGAAGAAGCCGUUCUGCAUGCGCUUUGCACAACUGGAGACGCAGGAGAGACUGGAGCUGCCUCCCACUGCCCCGCUGUCCCACUGGACUUGUCGCGGGUUCUUCCCGCGUUCAGCGCCACACUGCAGGACCAGGUGUCUGCUGUCGCGGAGGGACAAACUACGGAAGGCGAGAAAGAAACGGCGACCGCAGGAAGCAAUGAGGAUCAGUAA
Neospora caninum is the source of this 12759-nucleotide messenger RNA. RefSeq names its product putative myb-like DNA-binding domain-containing protein. The record is from RefSeq and is a predicted model, not a curated record. Bases 1 to 12759 code for a protein of 4252 amino acids. The transcript has 6 exons. Lineage: Eukaryota; Apicomplexa; Conoidasida; Eucoccidiorida; Sarcocystidae.